AUGUUGAAUAAUGAUCUACGAAAUAUUCACCAUCACGGCGGUGCCGGUACUAUCGCAGGCGGCAAUAUCUCAGCAUCUUCUCGACUCGGACCGCUGCCCACUUCAUCGGUGGAUUUUCAGAGUUGGCAGACAGCUGCGAGUGCUGGUGCCAAUCCGGCCGCAGCGUCUCCAUUCUACAAUCUGCAGAGGUUACCAAGCUACUAUCCGGCCCUGCCACAGUUCAAUCCGGCCUAUCUACAGUUUUGGCAGCAAAACACUGCCUGGCAACAACCCGCUGCUGCAGUGGCUACAGCACAGCAGUUACAGCAACAACAACAACAACAGAUCAAUCAGAAACAACAACAAUCCUUAAUGUCCGAACCUUUGAUGGAUUCAUCGUCAUGGAUGAGCGCCACGGUUUCGUCGGAUCUUGGAAUGCAGUCGUCGGGUGCGCAGGCGAGUGCUGCCCACUUCCGCGCACCCACCAUCCAGCAAUCAGUCCCGGUUCCACCAUCCCAACAAUCGCUAGCCUCAGCAUCGGCCGUACAGAACCAGCAGCAGCAGCAGCAGCAACAGUCGGUUGCGCAACGUUUCGCUACAAAUUUUGCCACCGGUAUGAUGCCCACU
Messenger RNA from Anisakis simplex (herring worm), 606 nucleotides. The record is from the annotation of a GenBank genome assembly. Lineage: Eukaryota; Metazoa; Nematoda; Chromadorea; Rhabditida; Anisakidae.